Xiphophorus couchianus (Monterrey platyfish) is the source of this 919-nucleotide messenger RNA. RefSeq names its product IQ motif containing C (gene iqcc). The transcript is spliced from 5 exons. The record is from RefSeq and is a predicted model, not a curated record. NCBI's taxonomy places the organism in Eukaryota, Metazoa, Chordata, Actinopteri, Cyprinodontiformes, Poeciliidae. The coding region runs from base 209 to 817 and encodes 202 amino acids.
UAAAUUCGUGGAUGUACCUCAGUUGUUUAAACAUAAUGAACGAACUGUAUAAUUCGUAAUAAUUUUAGGAUAAGCGGUUUAGAAAAGCAUACGGAUUUUAUAUUUUUCAUUGAAAUGCUUUUAAUUUUUAAGCUAGAUCCCGGAAGUAUGUAAAAAGGUUUGAGUUAACUCCCGCUCUCCGGUUAACUGCUGUCAUGUUACCAUAACAAUGGACAGAAGCAAAUUGGACAAAAUAAUUACACGUUUCCAGGCGCGUGCGCGCGGAAACAUCACGAGAACCGAAGUGCGGCGCGCGCGUGAGGACUUUGAGGAGAUCGUAAGGGAGGUAGAAGGAGAUCUGACCCAUUUAAGGUGGACUGAUACGACCUUAUCUAUCCCACACUUUACAGACACAGAUGGAGCAUGUCUUCAACCUGCUAGACAUUUACUGGAGCCACCAGAACUGUAUGUCAGUACUUCCCAGAGUCCAGAUUCCCUAGAUGAGGAGGGACAGGAGCGCUGUGUCCAACCGGAGAGCAAAGACGCUGAAAGGGAGGAUUGGUCCAGUAUUCCCCUGAGAUGUGAUGGAGGGAUGAUGGAGAGCACAAGAAGGUCCUCCAUCAUCUGGAGCAGUCCAGAGCUGGACAAUAAUGUUUACCCUCAGAAAGGUUGUCAGCAGUACUGCCUGGCGCAGGACGUGCCCCGAACUUCAGACGCGCUGCGUCUCCAUAGAAACACUUUGACCAUGGAGCUGGUCUGGCUCCAACAAGCUAUUGACAGCAGGAAGAAGUACCUAUCACUGAAGGACAGACUUCACAACGCUCCCGACUCACUCUAAUAUCGUCUGAGUUAAAAAUUAUUUCCAUUUAUUAUUUAUGAUGUAAUAUAUAAUGUAGUGCAUUUAAAACAUGCAUGUAAAAGUAAAUAAAUUAUAUUUUUC